UUAUGUUACAUUGUUUAAACAUUUUUCAUAGAUUUAAUUUUGAAAAUAAAUGUACUUCUUCACUAGCUAUUUACUAAACCAAAAUCGGUGCUGUGUCAGUGCAUGUAUAUCAGAUGAAACUCAUCCAAAUGCCUUUGGAUUUGGUAACAACAGACUGUUUGUUCAUGCGGUGUUGUGUAAGAGGACAGAUGCUUGGUUUUAACCGCUCUGUAGUGUCCCUGAAUCAAUAAUUGCUCUUGGUACGGAGUGGCAGUAUUCUUUGUAUGUGUGUACAGUAUUGGUGUUCACACCCAGUGCUUGUGGUAACUUUAUUGCUAAUUGAAAUAGACUGGGGCUGUUUUAGUUGAGGUUUAUUGAUUUAAGAAGCUUCCACCGAAUGUUGCGAAUGUUUUUUCCAGCCAUUCUGGUUCCAGGAUUGUCACAUGUUUGACGGUCUCUCUAAAAAAAGUUGUAUCUGAUCAGUAAUGUAGAUAUCAGACAGUAAACAUACACACAGCACAUACGAGUUAUUGCAUUGUAUCCUGAAUAUUUAAAGGGAUGGUUCACGCGACAAAGAAAAUUAUGUAAUCAUCAUCUGCCUAGGAUUGUUUGCAAACCUUUUCUUCCUUCUGUGUAGCACAAAAGUGUUGUAUAUGUGAAUUUAUCAGCAUGGCUAGAAGUCACAUUUUUAGUAUCAUGUUGUGCCAGUAGGUCCAACUUAGAGCAAUAAUAUGGGUCUGUGUGUUUUACACAACUCUGCAUGUUUUAGAAAUCAUCAGUGCUAUCAGUUCCUGUCUUUGUGCAAAUUGCAAGUCCUUUGCCCUGAUGACAGGUGUAACCGUAAACAUUCAAACUUGAACAUUUGAAUUUGAAUUUGAGAUCAAGACGUUACGUUUUUUCUUUCUUGAGAUCAUGGUAAUGAAGUGACUAAUGUAAAUGUGCACUGGUCAUUUGGUGUGUUCAUUUAGACUACUUCAUCUCAGCACAUUGAUCACAUUUUAGACAUUCUUUGAACUGAGGCUACACGCAGCCACUGAUAAGAAAGUGUCCCAUGUGUGUUUAUUAGAAACUCUGCACUUUAGCACCCAGGCACCAGAAUCAGCAGAAUUUAGAUCUGUUGAUUGCAUGAAUGUACUCAGAUACAAGUACUACUGAUUGUGCGUAGACCUUUGAAGUCAGAGACUGAGAAGUCAAAGAUGGUGAGCUGUAGAGGCUUAUUCAAGGAGACCAGGGGUGUAUAAAGUAUGCCGGGCUCCAGGUACACCGGUGUGGAGGGUUGGAGCAGUAAGCAGGUCGCUGGCUGGCUCAGAGACCAGGGGUUUCGUGAAUAUGUGGAUCUCUUGUGCUCUAAGCACCGUUUGGAUGGCGCCAGUCUGCUUUGUCUCACAGAGACUGAUCUGCGGUCUCCUCCUCUGGAGCUUAAGGUGCUGGGUGAUAUCAAGAGAUUGAUGCUGGCCGUGCGGAGGCUACAGAGACAGCACACAGCCCUCACGCAAUCAGGGUCAGAGGUCAGUGUGUUGUCUCCUAUACACACUGGAGGAACAGACCUUGUCACCUCUAAUGGCUUUGCAGAGCGAUGGUCAGGAGACCAACAACACCGUAAUGGGGCGGUCACUACAGUUGGUGGGGAACAUAGCUACUCGAACGGCAAGCGCAAACAGUAUUGUGUUCGGUUGGACCCAGAGUACUGGAAGACGGCACUCAGUGCACUUUACGCCAUGCUGGUGUGCGGAGUGACAUCAUUUGUCAUGGUACUAGUGCAUGAAAGGGUUCCUGACAUGAGGACAUAUCCGCCACUUCCAGAUAUAUUUUUAGACAGUGUUCCCAGAAUUCCCUGGGCCUUCGCCAUGGCCGAAGCCUGUGCAGUAGUGUUGGGUUCCAUAUUAAUGCUAGUGUUGCUGAUGCACAAACACAGAUCCAUUUUGUUUCGCAGGCUGUGUAAUUUGACAGGCACUGUGUUCUUGCUCCGCUGUGUCACGAUGUUUGUUACUUCGCUGUCUGUACCUGGCCAUCAUCUGCAGUGUUCAGGCAAGAUGUAUGGCGAUGCAUGGGUAAAAGUGCAGCGUGCAUUGGAAAUCUGGAGCGGGCUGGGCAUGUCUUUAACUGGUGUUCAUACUUGUGGUGAUUAUAUGUUCAGUGGACACACUGUUGUUCUCACCAUGCUCAACUUUUUUGUCACUGAAUAUACGCCACGUAACUGGAACUUCAUCCACACCAUGUCUUGGGUGCUAAACCUGUUUGGAAUCUUCUUUAUCUUGGCGGCUCACGAACAUUACUCCAUCGACGUAUUCAUCGCGUUCUACAUCACCACCAGACUUUUCCUGUACUACCACACGCUAGCAAACACGCAAGCCUAUCAGCACAGCCGCCGAGCGCGUAUCUGGUUCCCUCUCUUUUCUUUCUUCGAAUGCAACGUGACCGGACCUGUUCCAAACGAGUACGGCUGGCCGCUCUCCAAACCCGCCUUCAUGAGGAUGCUUCUAGGAUAGGCCAUCUCUGUUUAUGUCAAGCUUAGACUUUGGCUCUGCUGUCUGUAUGAUUGGAGUCCUGGGGAAAUUAUUUAUUUUUUUAUUUAUUGCAUUUUUUCACUUUCUUGAAAAUUCAAUUUGUACUGCUUUGAAAUUAUGUUUUGCUGAUUAACACUUAAUUUUACAAAAUCUACCUAUACCUAUAAACCACGUAUAUUUCCUCUGGAUAUCCGUAUAAUGCAGAAUCAUUGUUUAAACAUUUGUCACACUAACCACUAAGCAUGAAGAUUUUAAACUCUUGGAGGUAUACAGUAUGUUUGACUGGAAAAGAACUAAUAUCCAUUUAGUAUUUAUUAAAUAAUGAUACCUGAUGCUUCCUAUUCCAGGCCUUGACACAUCCUAAUGGCACAUAUUUAAAGUCUUACAGCCACAAAGAUACAAUGCUUAAGUUUUGCUAACACAUUUUGACACUUUGUUUUUAAGUGACCGUUGUGUAGAUCAGUUAAUUUUUUAAUGCAAUUUCAGGAAUAGUAUAUUAUGUUAUUAUGAAAUAUUUUGCCAAUAUCAGCAUCAUAUACAUGUCCAGCACUUUUACAUGGAUUUUAAAGGGAGAUACAGCAUUUUCAUUUACCGGUAUGAUUUGUGUGUUUGUAUAUGAGGCAUUAUUGAAUGUAAUAGUUUCAUAAAACUGUUUAUUUUUGCCGUUUUAUUUAACUGUAAUCUGAUGCUAACAGAAGUCUUAUCAAUUGGGUACCUGGAGAAUACUUGUACUUGAAUAAAAGUUUACAGACAUUUA
Messenger RNA from Puntigrus tetrazona (Sumatra barb), 3243 nucleotides. RefSeq names its product sterile alpha motif domain containing 8 (gene samd8a). Gene Ontology annotation, molecular function: sphingomyelin synthase activity; ceramide cholinephosphotransferase activity; protein binding. NCBI's taxonomy places the organism in Eukaryota, Metazoa, Chordata, Actinopteri, Cypriniformes, Cyprinidae. Gene Ontology annotation, cellular component: endoplasmic reticulum membrane; Golgi membrane. Bases 1224 to 2468 code for a protein of 414 amino acids. The record is from RefSeq and is a predicted model, not a curated record. The transcript has 6 exons. Gene Ontology annotation, biological process: ceramide biosynthetic process.